Messenger RNA from Aspergillus alliaceus, 919 nucleotides. RefSeq lists its product as uncharacterized. The record is from RefSeq and is a predicted model, not a curated record. NCBI's taxonomy places the organism in Eukaryota, Fungi, Ascomycota, Eurotiomycetes, Eurotiales, Aspergillaceae. Bases 383 to 748 code for a protein of 121 amino acids. The transcript has 2 exons.
GCUGGAUCCGGGAAGUUAGGCUAACCGACUAGUGUGAAGUCGAUCGAUAUCCUCCGUUCAUCUUGCAAGCUGAUUGUUGGUCGUGGGGUUUUGGCUGGGCCACGCGCUUGCUUAUGCAUCCCCUCAUACGAUCGGUCAAUUACGAAUCUCUGUCUAUCCAUGUCAGACUCGCUACCAAACUGUUGGAGAGAAAAGAGUGUGUGUGCGUGCGCGUGUGGCAUCAGCCGAAAUCCUUGGGCUGCGUUAAUAGGCAGAGUGAAGUCCAUAGUGCUGGCAAUCAACACUGUAAUUUCGACAAUACGAGGGGACAGCAAGAUCAGGGUUUCAAUUCAACACAUGACCCUCCUCCGUCUAUGCAUCGUAGUGGGAUACACGAGAACCAAUGACCAGGUCAUUGGGUUUAACUUAUAGAGGAAAAAGGUGUACCAGUCGCAGUACAAUGACGUUAUUCCCAGUACUGAAUAUUUCCCACACGGCGUGUUGUUUUAUCAGCGGCUGCGCCAGUUGGCGACAAGUGGAAGAGAGCAGGCACACCAGUACGUAUGUGCAGGAAACACUAACGCGUAGAUCCAUCUCCUAUGCCCAACUCCAAGUAUCGUUUUAUGAUACGCCUGAUUGUCACGCCAUUCAUCUUUUUUUGUUUCUUUCUUUUUCUUUGCUUGUCUUUUCUUUUCAUAUUUUAUUUUUCGCUUCUCUGUCUUCUUGUUGUAUUACUUUUUUCAAACCCAUGCGAACGUCUAGGGAAUAGCAUGACGCUACUGUAUACUGACGUGGUUUCCAAAAAGUGGUAGUCCAUCGAGAGUUCCAAUCGUAUUGCAAAGAUCGUAGCAAACAUUGUGACGCAGCGUAAUAUAUUCUACAAAGUCUAUGCUGAUCUGGAACAUUUGAGGAUAUGUGGGGAGCCACUAUCGUGUCAUAC